AUGCCCGGCCUGACUGCCUACUCUUCCCUCUACGAGAUCGGCAAGCCCAAGAAGGGCGAGACCAUCUUUGUCUCCGCUGCCAGCGGUGCCGUCGGCCAGCUGGUCGGCCAGCUCGCCAAGCAUGAGGGUCUGCGCGUCAUUGGAUCCGUCGGUUCUGACGAGAAGCUCGACUAUAUCAUCAACGAGCUCGGCUUCGAUGGCGGUUUCAACUACAAGAACGAGAAGCCCUCCGCUGCCCUCGCCCGCCUUGCCCCCGAGGGUAUUGAUAUCUACUAUGAGAACGUCGGUGGCGAGCACCUCGAGGCUGCCCUCGAUGCCUUCAACAACUUCGGCCGCAUCGUCACCUGCGGUCUGAUCUCGCAGUAUAACUCCGCUCCUUACCCCAUCACGAACAUUCACCAGAUCCUCGUGAAACGUCUCACCAUGCGCGGCUUCAUUGUCGGUGACCCCGGCAUGGGUGAUAUCUACACCAAGGAGCACCAGGAGCGUGUGCAGAAGUGGAUCAAGGAGGGUACCUUCAAGGUUCUCAUCCACGAGACUGUUGGUAUUGAUAACGGAGCUGAGGGCCUGGUUGGUAUCUUCCACGGCAAGAACAAGGGCAAGGCUGUCCUCAAGUUUUAA
Penicillium cosmopolitanum is the source of this 621-nucleotide messenger RNA. Its product is annotated as MDR family NADP-dependent oxidoreductase. Lineage: Eukaryota; Fungi; Ascomycota; Eurotiomycetes; Eurotiales; Aspergillaceae. The record is from RefSeq and is a predicted model, not a curated record. The coding region runs from base 1 to 621 and encodes 206 amino acids. The transcript has a single exon. Gene Ontology annotation, molecular function: oxidoreductase activity, acting on the CH-CH group of donors, NAD or NADP as acceptor.